Molecule: messenger RNA, 2160 nt
Organism: Sphaerodactylus townsendi
Lineage: Eukaryota; Metazoa; Chordata; Lepidosauria; Squamata; Sphaerodactylidae
Gene: SHMT1
Product: serine hydroxymethyltransferase 1
Exons: 13
Coding region: 180-1640 (486 amino acids)
Biological process (GO): tetrahydrofolate interconversion; L-serine catabolic process; protein homotetramerization
Cellular component (GO): nucleus; cytoplasm; cytosol
Molecular function (GO): mRNA regulatory element binding translation repressor activity; mRNA 5'-UTR binding; serine binding
Source: RefSeq, a predicted model, not a curated record
GUUCCAUUCCCGGGGCGCGCGGCCACGAGCGUUUAAGACUGGGGGGCGGGGGCGGAGCUUUCUCUUUGCAGGGUCUCUUCGGCGCACGGAGCCUUUGGGAGCCCAGGUAAAACGGCAUUCUCUCCUUCCCCGUUUCAUCCUCAAAACACUCCUGCAAGACCAGGAGGGGGCAAACAGCCAUGGCUGACUUUGCGAAUGCUGACGGCGAUCGUAUCAGCCCAGAUCUCUGGACUUCUCACAAUAAGAUGGUGCUGGAACCCUUGGACACCAACGACCCCGAGGUGUACGAGAUUAUCCGGAAGGAGAAGCGCCGGCAGCGACUCGGGUUGGAGCUGAUCGCGUCCGAGAAUUUUGCGAGUCGCGCGGUCCUGGAAGCUUUGGGCUCCUGUAUGAACAACAAGUACUCAGAAGGCUACCCAGGGCAAAGAUACUACGGCGGGACGGAGUUUGUGGACGAAUUGGAGAGGCUGUGCCAAAAGAGGGCUCUGGAGGCUUACGGGUUGGACCCGCAGAAGUGGGGAGUCAACGUUCAGCCCUACUCAGGGUCUCCCGCAAACUUUGCCGUAUACACCGCCUUGGUGGAACCUCACGGCAGAAUCAUGGGGCUGGAUUUGCCCGACGGGGGCCACCUGACACAUGGCUUCAUGACAGACAAGAAGAAGAUCUCGGCCACCUCGAUCUUCUUCGAAUCCAUGCCGUACAAGGUCAACCCUGAGACGGGAUAUAUCGACUAUGACCGUCUGGAGGAGAACGCCCGCCUGUUCCACCCAAAACUGAUCAUCGCAGGGGUCAGCUGCUAUUCACGUAACCUGGAAUACGCCCGCAUGAGGAAGAUCGCCGAUGAGAACAGCGCGUACCUCAUGGCCGACAUGGCGCACAUCAGUGGCUUGGUGGCCGCUGAGGUGGUGCCGUCGCCCUUCGAGCACUGCGAUGUGGUCUCCACCACCACCCACAAAACCUUACGGGGGUGCCGGGCAGGCAUGAUCUUCUACAGGAAAGGAGUUCGCAGCAUUGACCCCAAAACUGGAAAGGAAAUCCCGUACAACCUCGAAAGCCUCAUCAAUCAAGCUGUGUUUCCAGGGCUGCAGGGGGGCCCACACAAUCAUGCCAUUGCAGGAAUUGCCGUGGCCCUGAAACAAGCCAUGACUCCGGAAUUCAAGAUUUACCAGAAGCAGGUGGUGGCCAAUUGCAAAGCCCUGGCAAAAGCACUCAUGAGCUUGGGGUACCACAUUGUGACCGGGGGGUCCGACAACCAUCUGAUCCUGGUGGACCUGCGCAGCCAAGGAACGGAUGGUGGCCGAGCGGAACGGGUUCUCGAACUGUGCUCGAUCGCAUGCAACAAGAACACCUGCCCAGGAGACAAGAGCGCUUUAAGGCCCAGCGGGCUGAGGCUCGGGACCCCAGCGCUGACCUCCAGGGGCUUUGUGGAAAAAGACUUUCAAAAAGUAGCGCACUUCAUUCAUAAAGGUAUCGAACUCACCGUGCGGGUCCAGAAGGACAUGAGCCCCAAAGCGACGUUGCGGGAGUUUAAGGAAAAGCUGGUCUCUGAUGAGAAGUACCAGGCGGCCCUGAAGUCCCUCAAGGAAGACGUGGAGGCCUUUGCGGAGUCUUUUCCCCUCCCCGGGUUGCCCGUUCUGUAAAGCGUCGACAGCAACUGCUGCGUUUCUUCCCAACCACGACCCUGCAAAGCUGUCCUCCGAUGUUCUGGUGCCAGGAGGAAAUAACAAUUGCACACCCAAGAUUGCUCCCCUCUCCCAUUUGAGCCGUUGCCGUUCCUAAAAGCUGGGGCGGUUUUUAAAUGUUUGCUUUUUAUGAACUUCUCCCUCUUUUUAACAUGCUGCAAAAUGGCCUGAUAACCGGCAGGGAGCCAUCAGCAACCCAAAGAAGUUUUAAACCCUUGUGAUUUUUUAAAAAUAAAUUGUCAGUGGACGUCCCAAAACGCACCAUUUACAGCGUUGCCCAGAGAUCUCGAGCAAGAUUGCGAUGGGUAGAAAUUCUGGACUGAUAAACAGACCCAAAAAAACAGGUUUUGCCAAAAGUCAAGUUGAUUUUGGUGUGUGGUAUAAGUCUGAGAAACUAUGAAGGGGAAAGAAUCUUGUGCCAACGGGGAAGGGAUAUCAUCUUCUGACAGUCACCAAAUAAACACCAAUCUGUGUUUCA